This is a messenger RNA of Musa acuminata subsp. malaccensis (wild Malaysian banana), 3841 nucleotides long. Its product is annotated as scarecrow-like protein 27. Gene Ontology annotation, biological process: regulation of DNA-templated transcription. Gene Ontology annotation, cellular component: nucleus. The record is from RefSeq and is a predicted model, not a curated record. Gene Ontology annotation, molecular function: sequence-specific DNA binding; DNA-binding transcription factor activity. NCBI's taxonomy places the organism in Eukaryota, Viridiplantae, Streptophyta, Magnoliopsida, Zingiberales, Musaceae.
GUCAGAAGCCAAGGCUUCGAUUAUACAAUGGCGACGGAGGGCGGGGAGGAGGGAGGAUAGCAAAGAAAAGAGAUAAUUCUGGAGAGAGAAAGGGAGGUAGAGAUUGGAGGGGACGCACUUUAUUGCUUUUUUAUGCUGCAAGCAUCCAUGGCAAGCUGAGAAGAGGAGGAUACAGAGAGAAAGAGGCAAUUUUGAGAGGCGUACAGCGUACUACUCUCUUGCUGCUGCCGUUCCUCUUCCCUCUCCUUCCGGUCACAGUCCAUCCCCCGGAGAAAGAUAGAAGAUUUCAAACAGAAGCAGGAGCACAGGAGAGGAGAAGGGCAAAAAAAGGUCUUUGAAGUGAGAGAGCCGAGAGAUGAGAGCAGAAAGAGGAAGAGGCGCUUAAGCUUGCACCAUGUGUCAUUUGAAACGGAGGGAUUAGUAUUAUACUCCCGUUGGUGGACGCAUAAAAGAUCUCAUCUUUGUCCGGCUUCUACUAUUUCAUCUCUCAAGAUCUCUUAUUCUUCUUUCCAUCUCUGUGAGUGAGGUGAGAAAACUUAGAUCUGGCGUCUUGUAUGAAGCAUUAGAUGAGGGGUUUGCCCUAUCAUGGCCAGGGGAAGGGGGGUCUAGAAGCAGUGGAGACAAUCUUCGAGGGGAACCAGGCUCUGUUUUGGGUGAAUAAGAGGCCCAAGUUGGUGAUCCAACAGGGAAGGGAGCCAAGAUCGGUGCUUGAUCACAGGAGCCCUAGCCCUCCCACCUCCACAGCCACACUGUCUUCUUCCCUGGGCGGCGGCUCCUCCGACACCGCCGGAGUGGCGGCGGUCUCCGACAUCCCCACCAACAAAUGGGUUCUCGCCGACUCCACCGCCGAGGUGAGCGGUGGUGCGGUCGGGAAGGAGGAGUGGGCUGCUGAGCUGCAGCCGAUACCGACCGGGCUUGAUAUGGGUUUCGUUGCUGGAGGCGAAAAAUGCGGUCUUGGUGUCGACGAUUGGGAGGCGAUACUCUCGGAGACUUCUGCGGCCUCCCCUGGCCGGGAGCAGACCUUUUUCCGGUGGAUCAUGGGGGAUGUCGACGACCCCUCUGCGGCCGGGUUUAAGCAGCACCAGCAGCAGUUCCUAUCCCACGGCUCAGUGGAGUUCGAUGGCAACAGUAACGGGUUAGGGUUUGGGAUUCUCGACCCAGGCAUUGGGCUUGCAUCUAUUGGGAGGACUGCGGAUGAGGCGUCCGUCUCGGCCCCUACGGAUUCUUCUCUUCCUCUGUCUUCUAACGUUGCUUCUGGUGGUGGCUUCUCGCUCGUGAGCAGCAGUAGCAGGGUGUCUCCGGCCAUCGUGCACGCCAACAUCAAAGGGGCCACCUUCGGCCACCAAACGGGAAGUCAGUUCUUCUCGCUGCCGCCGCAGGCUGGCAACAGCAUCUCAUCGCCGCUCUCACUACCACAGGGUAUGUACUUCCCAGAUACCGUGUUGGACAAGCCACAAUUGUUUGGCCCAGGCCUUCUUCUGAAUCAGGCAUCAGCCACCCCGAACCCGCCCUUCUUCCUCAGCGCGGGGCAUGCUGAGCAGCAGCAGCUUCCGCAGCUCCUUCCACCCACCCAGCUGAAGCGCCACCCCGCCAUUGCCGACCAAAUUCCUCAGAAACUUCCUUUCCUGGACUCCGCUGCCAACUCAGAUCUUUUCCUUCGGCGACAGUCAUACCAGCAGCAAAGCCACGGCUUUCCUCUGCGUCAGCUCCAGAAUAGAUCAGUGAAGCCGAAGGUGGCAGCUUUCGUGGACGAUGUAACCUCAGCUGUGGCUGCGCAGCAGCUGCACUUACAACACGCAUUGGCCGAUCUGCUUUUCGAGGCUGCUAAGAUGGUAGAGGCCCGAAAUUUCGUCGGCGCACAUGGGAUAUUGGCGCGGCUCAAUCACCAACUCCCCUCUCCCUCUCCCUCGGGGAAGCCCCUUAUCCGCUCUGCUUUCUACUUCAAGGAGGCACUGCAACUGAUCCUUUCUAACGGAUCUAACACAAUCCUCUCUGCAACUCCAACCUCCCAUCGUCAGCAGAGCACCUUCUCUGCUCCCCUGAUGACUCAUUUGGACGUUGUGCACAAGCUCAAUGCAUACAAGGCAUUCUCCGAGGUCUCACCCAUCAUCCAAUUCUCAAACUUCACGUGCAUCCAGGCCCUCCUGGAAGAGCUCGAUGGCUGUGACCGCAUCCACAUCAUGGACUUUGAUAUUGGGUUUGGUGGACAAUGGUCCUCCUUCAUGCAGGAGCUGGCACAAAGGCGCUGUUCUUCGGCAGGUGCAGUAAGGAUGCUCAAAAUUACAGUUUUUGUGUCACAUUACUCCCAUAACAACAUGGAGCUCCACCUUAUCCAGGACAACCUCUCCCAUUUUGCAAGUGACCUUAACAUUCCCUUUGAACUUAAGGUUCGUAGCCUUGAUUCAUUUGAUCCAUUAGAGCUCCAUGGCUUGGGAGGUGAAGCCAUAGCAGUAAAUCUCCCUAUAGGUUCUGCAAACCUUUCCUUCCCAGUUCUCCUCCGCCUCGUGAAGCAACUCUCUCCGAAGAUUGUGGUCUCAGUUGACCAAGGGUGUGAUCGGAGUGACCUGCCAUUCUUGCAGCACUUCCUCCAUGCUUUCCAGUCCUCCUUGGUACUUAUGGAUUCCAUUGAUGCAUCGGGGACCAACCAAGAUACAGCCAGCAAGAUUGAGAGGUUCUUGCUACAACCGAAAAUAGAGAGUUCUGUUCUUGGGAGAUACUGUGCAGCUGACAAGAUGCUUCCCUGGCGAACGCUCUUUGAAACUGCAGGGUUUGUGCCCAUCCAAUUCAGCAAUUUUACAGAAACACAGGCUGAAUGCCUUCUAAAGAGGGUGCAGAUCAGAGGAUUUCAUGUGGAGAAGCGCCAGGCCUCUCUUUACCUUUACUGGCAGCGCAAGGAGCUUGUCUCUGUGUCAGCUUGGAGGGGCUGAAGAACUACUUUCAGACAGGCAUGUUAUCCUUGUUCCUGAUCCUUGCAAAUCUCUGGCAGAAGUUGGCACUUUAGGGCAGUCUUCUUGGACACCGAAUUUGUUCGAUCAAACAAGAAGAGUCCUCCAUUCAUGAACGACAACACAUCGAUCAAAUGACACUGGCUGCUGGGUAGUGACCUGCCACUCACUGAUGGGGCAGAUACAGUCUUUGCUCUGAGUGCAAUGAUUCAUUGUAUGUAGGGCUAACACCGGGCAAAUCAGUCUAAUUGUGAUCCAUCGGGUUAAACUAAUGUUUGUUCUUUAAUCCUUCACAUGGUCUCUGUACCAUUCCACAUGACAUCAAGUUCUACUUCAUGUUACCCCUCCACAUUCCCUGGUAGCGUGAAGCUUUUGCAGUGGUAGACAAGUUGGUCAGAAGAAGGUACCAAGCCAGGUUUGUUUGAGCAUUUGGCAUACAUAUUGUUUGGUUAUACAUCUCUCUACUGUUUACUUGAUUCAUGCCAGUCUUAGAGAUUGUGCUGUGGAUGGUGACAAGAUACUGGGGAUGCCUCAAGCUGAUCAAUCAUUUUCAUCUUCAGAAAACAAAAGCAUAGAUGAGAGAGAGUGAGAGAGAGAGAGAGAGAUAGAAUGCUGCCCUAAUGCAGAGCAUGUCUGCUGAAUUCAGUGACCAGAUGUGGUUGAAGGAUUAAAACCUUCCAAGGACACUUUAGGAUCACAGCCUGCAUUGUGGUCCUCCUCUGCACUGUAAAGCUGAGGCACUGGGGUAGGAUAUUAGAGGACCAUGUUCUUGGGAAAGAUGGGGAACUUAAGAAUCACCUCAAACGUACAAUGGGGAAAGGAAUGUACACUUUGGGAGGACAGGAAUGGCAACAAGUUGAUGUUGAUUCCAUGCAUGAGCUGCAGGCAAAGUGCAC